CACUGCCCCUUUCCAUGCUUGCUUCAGACAUUUGGCUUCUCACUCUUUAUCUUCUCUCUCUUUUUCUCAAUUCCAAUUCCAACCAUCUUCCCCCCGAUUGGGCUUCGAGAUCUAUAUUUAGAGAAGGAUGGGAAGGGCACCAUGCUGUGAGAAAAUGGGAAUGAAGAAAGGGCCAUGGACGCCGGAAGAGGAUCAGAUACUGACCAAUUAUAUUCGUCUCUAUGGCCAUAGCAACUGGCGAGCUCUCCCCAAACAAGCCGGGUUACAUAGAUGUGGGAAGAGUUGCAGACUUCGUUGGAUAAACUAUCUUAGGCCGGACAUUAAGAGAGGGAACUUCACACCUCAAGAAGAAGAAACUAUCAUCAAGUUGCAUGGCAUCUUAGGCAACAGAUGGUCCGCGAUUGCUGCCAAAUUGCCAGGACGAACAGACAAUGAGAUAAAAAACGUCUGGCACACUCAUUUGAAGAAAAGAAUCAACAGUAAUAAUAAUGAUAUCAUGAGACAUGCCAAAGACAAGAACCCAUCAUCAUCAUCAUCAUCAUCAUCUAUCGAGAGAGACCAAGGUCUCGGGAGCAAAGGUGGAGAAGCCAUUGAUGGCGGCAUGGAGCGACCAACCUCGCCGUUACAGUCUGGUAACGACACCGACACCUCAUUCGAGAACGUUGAUAAUAACAAAGAGGAAGGCUUUCCAAUGUUGAUAGAUGAGAGUUUCUGGUCAGAGAUUUCAUCUAUAAUGGAUAACAAUUCUUUGGAUGAUAAGAAGAUUGAGAUGAUUUGGACGAAGGCUAAUUCAUUUCAAGAUCAUGGCGAUGAUCAUUAUAAUGAUGACGAUGACGAUGUGAAGAAUAGAAGCAAGGGUCGUCAUCAGUCAGAGCUGUACAAUAACGGUGAUGUUGAAUAUUGGUUUGGUCUUCUCACCGGAGCUGAGGAGCUUUCCGACAUCCCCGAGUUUUGAUCUUCUUUGUCUUUUUGUGUGGACCAAUAAAUUAGAAAAGUCCAUUUGCUCUCUC
Tarenaya hassleriana is the source of this 1010-nucleotide messenger RNA. RefSeq names its product myb-related protein Myb4-like. Lineage: Eukaryota; Viridiplantae; Streptophyta; Magnoliopsida; Brassicales; Cleomaceae. The coding region runs from base 128 to 955 and encodes 275 amino acids. The record is from RefSeq and is a predicted model, not a curated record. The transcript has 3 exons.